Puccinia triticina is the source of this 1200-nucleotide messenger RNA. RefSeq lists its product as uncharacterized. The transcript has 7 exons. Gene Ontology annotation, biological process: polysaccharide metabolic process. Gene Ontology annotation, molecular function: glucan 1,4-alpha-glucosidase activity. Gene Ontology annotation, cellular component: fungal-type vacuole. NCBI's taxonomy places the organism in Eukaryota, Fungi, Basidiomycota, Pucciniomycetes, Pucciniales, Pucciniaceae. The record is from RefSeq and is a predicted model, not a curated record. The coding region runs from base 1 to 1200 and encodes 399 amino acids.
AUGCACUGGCCCAGCAAAGACCGGAGCUGCGACUGGAACUCGGCCAUCGAUUCACUUCACCGGGAUUAUGUCGGACCUUCGUCUGCCGCCUCACAUGUCAUCGUCACCGGCACUACGAUGGAGCUCGCAAAUUUAAGCUCGACUUUUUCAGAUCGCAAAGCACGGACAACUCCCAGAGCUUACAGUUCUCGAUCUUCCCUCAUGUUAUUCCUCGCAUUCUUGGCCCACUUGCUCUUGCUAGAUGUCGGCCUGGCUGACACUGGAGCUCCUCCACUAAACACCAACCCAACUUACCCGGGCCGACAGCAGCAGCCCCAGCACUCCGACCUGGAUGCGUGGAUUGGCAAACAAGCCGAGCUGUCUUGGUCAAACGCGCUCUCUAACAUUUCCCCUAACGGAGCCUUACCUGGGAUCAUCGUCGCCUCUCGUUCAACCUCGAAGCCCGAUUACUACUACAGCUGGACUCGUGAUACAUCCAUAGUGUUGAAGGAGAUCGUUUGGCGAUACCAGCAGUCGCAUGAUCCGAAGCUUUUGGCUCUGAUCAAGCAAACUAUUUCGGCCACUCAAGUCAUACAGCGUUCAUCUUAUGGCGCGGCUGGUGGUCUCGGGGAGCCCAAGUACUUCGUCAACGGCUCGGCUUUUACUGGUCCUUGGGGUAGACCACAAAGAGAUGGACCAGCCCUUAGAGCUACGGUGUAUAUCAAAUUUGCGCUUGCCUAUCUCAGUGUUGGUGGCCCAGAAGCUGCACAAUAUGUGAAAAGUGUCUUGUACGAUGGCCAAUGGAGAUCUCGAUCCGUGAUAAAGGCCGAUCUCGAAUACAUUUCGAACAGCUGGAAAGAACGCUCGUUUGAUUUAUGGGAAGAAGUCAAUGGUUCCCACUUCUUCACCUUUGCCGUGAUUCACCGAGCGCUAAAGGAUGGUGUGAGCUUUGCGACGAAGAUGGAAGACCAUGGGGCAGCCGCUUGGUACCAAAAGCAAGCUGAUCAGAUUGGCGCUCAACUCGACUUGUUUUGGGACAAGCAAGCAAGAUACAUUCAAGCCAGUCGAAACUUUGUCGAUUCUCAUGGAAAGAAAUCUGGCUUAGAUGUCGGAACCUUGCUGGGCUGCUUGCAUGCUGGAACACAAACUCCGGAGUUGUUCAGACCGGAUUCCGACAAAAUGGUCAAUACCUUCCACGCUAUAUUGGAGUCCAUGGCGUAA